Acyrthosiphon pisum (pea aphid) is the source of this 1274-nucleotide messenger RNA. Its product is annotated as lipoma HMGIC fusion partner-like 2 protein-like. The record is from RefSeq and is marked predicted. NCBI's taxonomy places the organism in Eukaryota, Metazoa, Arthropoda, Insecta, Hemiptera, Aphididae. Gene Ontology annotation, cellular component: membrane.
AUUCGGUCACGAAGCGCGAUCACGGCAUGUCGUCGGUACGCCGCGUGCACGGAACAGCAGUCGUUGCGUUCGUAGUUUUUCGGUUAUCGCGUUUGUAUAAUAUAAUAUAUUUUGUAACAACAAGCGAUUGUAAUAAAUUGUAUUAAUGUAGGUAGUGCGCGUUUCGUCGUAAAACGAUAUUUAAACAUUCAAUUCGAAUAUCAUCAUUAUCCAUUACAAUUUACAUUUCAGUGUUUCGUUCGACAAACGGUCGUCGGCUGCAGUUUUGCGGUAAAUAAAAAAAUAUUUUUAUAAUUAUGUAUAGGUAGGUGGUAUACCUCAUGGAUCCUACAGUUACACAUCAUAAUAUAUUAUACCGUAUAGAUGUAUUUCAUUCUAACCGCCAAAAGUCUACUGUGGGUGACGUUGAGUGUGGUGUCCACCAUUACUCUAUUCACGGCCAUUUACUCGCCGAAAUGGCUCAUCGGACCUACUGAUUACAACUGUAUAUCCAGUAAAUCGCCGUCCACUGAAACGAACAACACCUUGGAUUCACCGUACUACGAAGUGCGCUGCCGUCCGUCCGUCGGAAUUUACUACCGGUGUAAGAAAAUCAACGGCCACCAGCACUGCGGUUCGUUCGCCGUCGAAGGACUAGCCACGGAUUCGUUGAUGUUCCCGUUUGUGUGGAAGGUUGGCUUAGUGUUGAUGUCCGCUGGUGUUUUCGUCAGCUUUUUAAUGUCCGCCAUGGCCGUGGGCAGCUUUUGCAAGCAAUCGAUAAGGAAGAAAAGCGUGUUUGGAAUAGCUGGUUCCGGGCAAGGACUUGCUGUUUUACUCUAUCUGAUCGGAGUAAUUUGUUUCGCCGCUGGUUGGGGUUCGGAACGCGUGGUGGUGCUGUGUGGAACUCAAUCCGUGCCUUUUGUCUCUGCGGAUUGCACGAAUGGAUCAGGUUUGUACACUGCAGCUUUUGGUAUUGUUCUCACUUUCGCCACGGCCAUGUUAUCGGGGCCAGCUGAUCGAGCAACGUCCAGCGACAAAGUAGCACUUCAACUCGAACAAGGAGAAAAUAUUGUCUUUUUACUAUAGAUAAUGUUGUUUUAUAAAUGUGCAUAUUAUACUCCGUGCACAUGUACAUAAUAAUAUUUUAAUUAUAAUAGGUACAUUAUAGUUAUACCUAUUACCUACUUAAUGUUUUUGUUACAUCAACACUUUUAUUAUAUUGUGUAACGAUAAAUAUUUGUAAACGAUAUUGUAUUUUUAUUUUUUCAUAUUUAUAAAAAUAAUUUUACACCAAA